ACCGCGGCGCCGCCGACACCUUACUUCCUGCUUCGCUACCCAGGGCCAGACCCAUCGCGGCGGAGGGAUCCCGCCGCCGCCAGCAGCAGCCUCCUCCCCUUUCUGCUUCUGCUUUUUUUUUUUUUUUUUUUUUUUUCCUCCCUCUCUCUCUCUUUUCCCUCCCUCCCUCUUCUCUCUCUUUUGCAAGAAAAUAAUUUGACAGCGAUUUGCUGACACCGGGAUUUUUUGCAUCAGGACCGAGGGGAAGGCGAAGCGGCGAGCCCCCGCGGGAGCGCGGCGGCGGCGGCGGCGGCGGGGGAGGCCGAGACGGAGGAUGAGCGCCGUACUGUAAGUAAAGUAGGACCGAGCGAAGGCAGCUCUGUAAUAAAUCUAAUAAUAUUGCAAUUGCUCCAUCAACGCCAAAAAAAAAAAAAAAAGAAAGAAAAAGAAAAAUAAAUAAAUAAAUAAACUGCGCCCAGCCCCGCCAGGUCCCUGCUCCCGGCUCCUGCGUGCACUUGUUGCAGACUUAACGCCAGAUGGAAUUUUAUGACUUGUUGAAUUCUGAAUAGAGUGAGGAGAUGAAUCUGAUAAGAUACAUCAGUUUGAGAUCACAGAAUGAAAGCAGCAUGAAAUGUUAUGGCGAAGACAGCACAGCAAGAAACAGCAGUCUCACACGUACUCACAAAUCAGGUGCCUGGUGCACUGAACCUAUUAACUGUGCAAGAUUUGUGCUUUGGUCCUCUCUUGAAGAUGUGAAGCAACGUCGAGUCUGAAAUUGGAAUUACUGAUAGACUGGAGGAAAUCUUAGUCCUUGUGAUACACAUGGACAUGCUGAAUUAUAAGUAAUUCUAGCUUCUUUUCCUCUUCCCUCCCCUUCCCUUAUUCAGCUAUCUCAGGGUUCAUAGAGAUUUCAGUGGUUUGUGUGCCUGUAAGUUUGGAAGAAAAGUGACCAAAAAUGGGGGACCAGCAAUUGUAUAAAACCAAUCAUACUGCCAACAACAAUGAGAACUUGUACUACCAACAACAGCAGAUGAACUCCCUUCCAUCUCUAAAUCAUAGUUAUGGGACAUCUGUUAUGGAUGCUCCUCAAGCAUCUCCGCUCUCUCCCCAGUUUCCCCAAGAUUCAAGAGACAGUAUAGCUUUGCCUGUAGGUUCAAAAAGUCUUGGGUCAAUGGAUACAUCUAGACAAACAAGUUGGACGCAUUCUGUCUCAGGAAACCAUGUCCCAGUAAGGAACAAUUUGAAUAAUCAAAAUGCAAUGUGGAGCCCUCUCGGGCAGGGGGAGUCUCAUGAUGGAUACCAAUAUUCUUAUUCUCAAUCUGGUGAAAAUCGAUCACAAAAAAUUACCAGUGGGGUCCUGCAUAAAUUGGACUCCUUUACACAAGUAUUUGCUAACCAAAAUCUGAGAAUUCAAGUCAACAACAUGGCUCAGGUUUUGCACACGGAGUCUUCAAUGCUGGAUAAUUCUGGUGAUAGUGCACUUCGGCAGCUACUGUCUCAGAAGCCAGCAGUUGAGCAACAGCCUGUAACUUCCAGUAUACAAAGAUAUCAACCAGUGCCACAGCAAAUGCAUCAGAAUUUUGCAAGCACACAGCAAAAGCAACAAAUGCAAGUCAUGCAGCACCAACAUUUGUACUAUGACUACCAGCAGCAUUUAUCACAAAUGCAGAUGCAUUCUGCAUUUCAGCAAGGACAGCCACAUGUUCAACAAAUGCAGUCUCAGCAGCUCUUACCACAACAGAUGCAGCACUUGCAGCAGGCUCAGUACUAUGCUCAGCCGCAGCAGGGACAUCAACGGCUUUCAAUACAAGAGAUCCAACAGCAGCAGCAACAGCCAACUCGGCAACAGCAACAGAGGCAGUGUCCAAUGCAAAUAGCUCAGUAUUAUCAAACGCAACCUGUCAUGCAACAGUUACAGCAGCAGCAACAGCAGAUGCAAUUGCAGCUUCCUCCAUACCACAGGGAACCUGAUCCAAAGACUAUGCAUGAAUCACACCAGUACCCUCAGGAUCCAAGUCAUCCUGUGCAGCUUAUCCAGUUGGGAGCAGUGCCUCAGUAUUGCUACCAAGAUCCCCACGAACAGUAUAGGCAUUUGUACCCGCAGAGUUUACUGCAGCAGCAAGAGGAUCAGCAGAAGCAAUAUCCAAAUGAGAGCCGAGGUCAGACUCUGAACUCUCAUGUUGGCCUCACUCCACCAGAGACAGCAGAGGACCCCACACGGCAGGAGAUUAAUUCUGUAGGUAACACGGUUCCUCAUCGAACUCUUCUACCGCUGUCAGGAGUUCAUGUGAACAACAAAAGCUCUCAGCAAGACUCUCCCAGCACCAUGUGGCCUCAGCAGAUGCAACUAUCAGAUGGCAGAGUGCAGCCACUGUCUCCAGAACAAAGCGGUCAAAGCAGAGAAACAUUUCCUGAGAAAGCUGAUGCGAAGAACAAGCUAACAUGUUCAAUAUGCUUGAAGGAGUUUAAGAGUUUGCCUGCUCUAAAUGGUCACAUGAGGUCACAUGGAGGAGUAAGAGCAUCUCCUAACUUCAAGCAGGAUGAAGGAGAGAAACCACCACAGCAGCCGCUGCCUAAAGAGGUGGAUAGCCUCGCGCCCAUCGUCAUGCCAGUGUCUGUCCCUGUAAAGCUUCUGUCACCCGAGCCCAGCACGCAGCCCUCUGCCAACACUGCCACAGUCAAAGACAAGCCUGCCAACCCUGUGUCAGAUGAUGAGAUGCCAGUUCUCGUGAAGAUGACUUGCUCUCCACCGUGCAGUCCAAAAGUGGCCAACCCCUGCUCAUCUGCUUUUCUGGAGAGAAAGGGGGCAGUCUUUUCUGAAUCCUUGAGCUCUGAGUGGGAGAUCUUCGCCAGAGACAUCAGAGAAAUUAGCAAAAAACCUCAUCAAAGUGCUGCAAAAUUAGAAGAAAACUUCAAACCACUGCAGGACAAGAAGAAGUAUCGACAUAGACCCGAACCUCUCUUCAUACCUCCUCCUUCCUUCAACUUCAGUAUGUCCCACUCCGGUGCCACACUGUACCAGAGUCAGCUCCGCUCCCCCCGCGUCCUCGGAGACCACCUGCUAGACCGGACGCACGAGCUCCCCCCUUACACUCCGCCACCAAUGCUUAGUCCAGUUCGGCAAGGGUCUGGUCUCUUCAGCAGUGUUAUCACAUCAUCUCAUUGCACCUCUCAUACUCAGCUGCCACUUACUCCACUGACACCUACUCCACGGGUACUCCUGUGUCGGUCUAAUAGUAUUGAUGGAAGUGUCAUUCCAGUGACGCCUGGGCCCGGAGAACAGACUGUUGAACCACGAAUCAAUAUUGGGUCCAGGUUCCAGGCUGACAUUCCUGAGCUUCAGGACAGAUUGCUAAUGGAGAAAGAUGUGCACAAGGCUACUUUGGUUUGGAAACCAUGGCCAGAACUGGAGAAUAAAGUCUUCCAACAAAGAGUGGAAGACCUUUUAAAUUUGAGCUGUUCCAGUGUGUUACCUGGUGGAGGAACAAACUCAGAAUAUGCUUUGCACUCUCUCUUUGAGGCGAAAGGAGAUAUUAUGGUUACUCUUGAGAAGCUGCUGUUGAGGAAACCAGUGAGAUUGAAGUGUCAUCCUUUGGCAAAUUACCACUACGCUGGUUCUGACAAAUGGACACAUCAAGAGAGAAGGCUGUUCAAAGAAGCAUUGUCCACCUACAGCAAAGAUUUUAUAUUUGUACAAAAAAUGGUUAAGUCUAAGACAGUUGCACAAUGUGUGGAAUACUACUAUACUUGGAAAAAAAUCUUGCGUUUGGGACGGAAACACAGAACACGCUUAGAGAAAAAAAGAGAGGAGUGCCUGACAAGUGGAGAAGAGGAAGUUCUAGAGGAAGAUGAGGAGAUUGAAGAAGACAGAAAGGAAGAAAGAGAAAUGCAGAAAUCUCCUGACCCACCUGCUAUUCCUCUUGUUGGAUCUAUAGAUCUGCCUGCCCUUCAGAGUCUCACACUUUCUUCGUCCUCCUUUAUCUGUGAAAUGCCAAACUGUGGUGCUGUGUUCAGUUCCCGGCAAGCGCUAAAUGGCCACGCACGCAUCCAUGGAGGUACGAAUCAGGUGACAAAAACACGAUGCACCAUUCCAGGCACUAAGCAGAAAUCUGGUACGCAGAGCGGAUACUGCUCCAUCAAAAGUUCACCUGCCCACAGUACAACAAGUGGUGAAACUGACCCAACAACAAUUUUUCCUUGUAAGGAGUGUGGCAAGGUAUUUUUCAAAAUCAAAAGCCGCAAUGCUCAUAUGAAGACUCACAGACAACAAGAAGAACAGCAAAGGCAGAAGGCUCAGAAAGCUGCUGUGGCAGCAGAAAUGGCAGCCACUAUUGCAAGAACUACUGGGCCGGUGGGGCAUAGUGUGAUCCCUUUGGAUCAUAUGAGUUUGGUUAAACAUGUUGAAAAUGUAGGUGACAUUGAAAAUGACGUUGUUCAGGAAUUAGGUGAUGUCAUGGAAGAGAAUGAAGUCAUGGAUGCUGACCUUUUAUUAGAUGAUGAAGAUGCAGAUCUAUUGCAAGAUGAUGCUGAGCUGUAAAUAAGAGUUGUUCGAUAGACAGCUACUGAACACAACCUGAAUGCAUCAAUCAGGAAACUUGGACUGCUUGUUUAUUCCCCACUGAUUGUAAACUACCUGUUGAAAAUGAUAAUUCUUUUAUCCAGGUCUAGAAAAGAAAUCUGCUUUCUUUUUUUUUUUUCCUUUUUUAUUAAUUUGUGUUUUGGGGGAAAAUAAAUAAUUGGUACAAAUAUUCUUAUAAGGUGUUUUUAUCUGGGCUCAUUUUGCUGAGUACUUCUGAGGCCACUAAUUAGAGAAGUUUGUGGUUCUGCUGUCAUUCUCCUGCAGCCUUGCAUGGUAGGAUCUUUACUCUUUAACUCUACAAGUUUCAUUUUACCCCGUGUAGAAGAAUCAUCUUCACACACUUCUGGUGGAUUUUUUUUUGCCUACUCUGGAUCACUUCCAGCAUCUUACAGAGACUAAAUGUCGUUGCUAUUAAGGAGGUGAUUAAAUUCUUUUCCUUCAUGCUGCCGUUUUAAGGGAGGUGGAGAAAAAAAAAUCUGAUUUAACUGCCAAGUAAUUACAGGAGUGAUUAUAUCAUCCAUAAUAUCACAGUACUUUUUCAGUUCUGUCUUGCCUUAAUGCAUAUGUGUUAGGCAGUUUGUAAAGGCAUUGGUUAUACUGUAUACUUCAGAGCUUCCAUUUUUAGCAGGAUUUUUACCCACUGAUUCUAAAAUGACCUAAUUCAAGGAUUGAAGAAAGAAGAUGAUUGUGCCGUGGCUCUCAUCAUCUGAUGGGAACACUGAAUCAGGAACACUGCCUUGUUAAUCUGAUUGCACUGGAAAUAUAUUUUGCUGUGACAAUAAAUCAUACUCUUGAAUAGCCAUCUCAGUAGUUUUAGGAGGAUGUAUUCUUCAGCAGUUCAGGAGCUUAUUCUCUCACCAGGCAAAUACAGGGAGAUGUUUCUGCCUACGGGACAGAGAUUGGUGGAAUAUAUGCCUUCAGCAGCACGUUACUCCUAGGCAUGCAAUGUUAUUGUGCCAUUUUGUGUCUUCCUUUUCUCAUUAUGUUAAAUUCAAUUUUUAUUUAUUUAGUAAAAUAUACACCAAAGGUGAGAUGAUGUUACUGUUUAAUUACUGUUUCUUCCCCCUUAGGCUCCGAUCUACAUGCUGUGGUGCUGUGGGUGUCUAAUUCCAUUUAUAUAAGUUUGGAUCUGGUUCUCUGUGUAAACUGAGUCUCAGAAGAAUUGGACCUUGCAGUCUUAAGCCACAGAAAGAAUUGGAGUUAGGUUGCGUGGACCAUUAAUGACAAAAUAAGAAAGUACAAAUUUUAGAGCUUUCACAGGUAAUGGCACUGAUUUUCUUGUAAAUCUUGCACAGUAGAAGAGUGUUGCUGAUUUUGUAAAAUGUUUUGUAAGAGUGAUUUCAGAUCUUCCAAUUUUCAAAUUUUUUUAAAUAAGUUGAGCUUUUGUCUGCCUUCCUAACAUCUUAAGCAGAAUCUGAGAGAUGGUGUGGAUCUUAUUUUCUACUUCCUGUCUUUCUCGUAUGACUAUGCAAAAUGAGGGUAAACCACAGCACUUCUAUUUAGACGUAUAUGACCACAAGUUCAAAACCAGUGGCAGAGAUGUGAUCUCCCUGUCAGAGCCAAAUACGUGAAGCCAAAUGACCUGAUGUUUCUGCUCCAGGUCAAAUGUUCUGAUAUUUAAGAACAGCCCUUCAGGAGAAUGGGAAUCACUUCUCAGUUUCAGGUUAGUGAGGUUCCCAUGUCUGAUUUAUUUUGAUAUUUCGGGGUUAU
Rhea pennata is the source of this 6268-nucleotide messenger RNA. RefSeq names its product transcriptional regulating factor 1 (gene TRERF1). Bases 935 to 4516 code for a protein of 1193 amino acids. Gene Ontology annotation, biological process: regulation of transcription by RNA polymerase II; negative regulation of DNA-templated transcription. The record is from RefSeq and is a predicted model, not a curated record. Gene Ontology annotation, molecular function: transcription corepressor activity. Lineage: Eukaryota; Metazoa; Chordata; Aves; Rheiformes; Rheidae. The transcript has 19 exons. Gene Ontology annotation, cellular component: transcription regulator complex; histone deacetylase complex.